Messenger RNA from Mytilus trossulus (common blue mussel), 906 nucleotides. RefSeq lists its product as uncharacterized. The record is from RefSeq and is a predicted model, not a curated record. The transcript has 7 exons. NCBI's taxonomy places the organism in Eukaryota, Metazoa, Mollusca, Bivalvia, Mytilida, Mytilidae. The coding region runs from base 86 to 745 and encodes 219 amino acids.
UUUGACAACGUCUGAGAUUUUCGGGAGAUUAUAUAUUGACUGAGGACGAUUAGAGACGUAAAAUAUACAAUCGAGAAAGUUAGAGAUGCAUUAUUCCCUUAUCUUUCUAUGUUUUCUGCUCCAAGCGACAACCGUUCGUAAAGAGUCAUUGCUUAGAUCGAAAUUCCUUGAAAUCGAUGGUUUGCUAAGUACUGGUAAUGAUGUUGUAAGACAUAUUGAGGAUACCAUUGAUCCCGUAGAUGUCGCUUUGGUUUUUAUAUGUUUUAUGAUAGCUUAUCUUGUCCGCAAACGCCGUCAACUGAAUGGAAGGCUAAUAAAAGAACUGGCAUUUAUGAAAACUACAUGUAUUCAAAACGAUAAAGUUAUAUCUGGAUUACAACCAUAUCUUGAAGAUGCUAGAAGUAAAAACUCAACCCUUGAGAUGCCGUUACGGAGACUAGCAAGAUCCUGCGGCAAACUUGAUCAAGACGUGGAUCAAAAGAUGGCAGAAAUUGAGGGGCUGUCUGUCCAAUUUUCCCGUUUUAAGAAAAAUUGGAAUAAUGAGGCAGCCCCUUAUUAUGAGACUCCACUGAUCACAAUGCUUGCUCAUGUCGAAGAGACAAAAGUUCACGCGGAACUAAACAGACUUAAAAAAUUUAUUGAGAGUGAGUUGAAGUCAUUGAAAUCAGUAAAUGAAUAUAAUAGUUACUUAUUGGACCAAGCGGAAGAUGAUGUAGACAGAUUACUCAUUGUUGAAGGUCUGUAAGAAGAAAGUACUAUUUAUAAAAGCGUAGGAAGGUGUAGCCAUGUGAUCCCAGUCUAGUAUGGAGAGAGAAGAAGAUAACAUUAUUUUUUUCAAGGUUUUUUUAUUUCUUUUUUUUGUUUUAUGGAAUUUUUUUUUAAUGUUUUUUGUUUGUUUUGUUUAAU